AUGAGGGGAGGGAGCAGUCUCGGGCCGCAGACUCAGGGCUGUGACUGCUGCGGCGAUCGCCUGGAUUGUACGGUGUGGGGCCUUCGCAAAGAGUGGAGGGAGAUUUCCAAACAAGUUGAGUCGGAAGACAAGCACGUCAAGGAUGCGCUUCACCCGGACGUGCGGCGGAUACUGGGAAACAGGCCGGUUGAUGAUUUCUCCAAAAAGGGCACCAACGCCCUGUUUGCCUCGUGCGAGCGCGUCACGCUCAAGGCCCUGGAUGAGGCGUGUGGGUUCGGCUUGGCAAACACGGGCAGCAAGUACCAAAACGUCUCUUGCUUUGCAUUGGCUCAAUUGGCAGAAAGCGUGCAAAUUAUCUUUGACAUGACCCAUGCAACAGGCAAAGAAGAUGCACUCGUCAUGAGUCAGUCGGAUGCGCACUCCUCAAAGUUAGCUGAAGUGUGCAUGAAGCAAGCAGCGCGCUUGGAGCAAAUGCACGAUGAUUUGGACAAGGCACGACAAGGUGAAAGAGCUGCACGAGAGGAGCUUGAGAAAUCUCUACGGGCCCAUGAGCUGGAACGUGCGGAAUUCGGAGACAAAGUUGAGCAGAUGAAGGCAAUGCAGGCCUCGUUGCUACGAGAAAACAAUCUGCUGUUGGAGGAGCUCAUUUCUGUGCUGGGCAGGACGAAGGCUCUGAGAGCCGAGAUGGUAUGGCUGCAGCAAUUCCUCCCAGGUUCUGAGCGUUCUGCCACGCCUUUUAGAUCUUUGCAGACAGAGGUCUUGCCAGGACCCACCUGUACCAUGGCAACGGGACAGCGGCUUCCACCCGCGACGCAGGUUCUACCUCCAACGCCUGCCGUCGCCGUUGCAUGGACGCCAAUGGGUGUCGCCGGUUUGGCAGAUGGAAUGGCUGGCCCAGCGCGGAAUGCAGGAAGCUGGGCGAGUGCCUCAGCGUCUUGCAACCUGACGUUCAUUGAUUGCACAGCCUUCAAUGCCCAGAUUUCUGCCGAAGACCGGUCAAAGGAUGAGGAUGAUUUGUGCUACAAGUUAGCAAUUUGCGUGCGGCAGCAGCUUCUGGGAGAUGAGCACGAAGAGCUGCUGGCCUCGAUUGAGAAGUACGUGGUGUCUUGCAACUCUUGGGGAGUGCAUUGCCUGGGCACAGGCAACUUCACUGCUGCACUGGAGCUGUUCAAAAAGGCUGAGGCAAUGACGGAGGCUGACAAUGUGCCCAACUUCAAAAGUCGAGUCGCCCUUCGUGCUGUGACCUUCAACAAUCUCUGCUGUUACUACCGCACGCGAGGAAAGUUAAACGCUGCCCUCCAGUUUGCGGAGAAGGCUUUGAAAAUCGAGCAGCGGUACAAGGAAGCUGACAGUCCAGCGCGGAGCUUUCUCAAUUAUGGAGUUCUUCUCAGCAACAGCGGCCGCCACAACGAAGCCUUGGAGCACGUCGAGAGGGCCGUGGCUGUUCUCCACGACCAGGAGCGGCACCAGGAAGCUGAGGUGGGUGGGGGCAGCGAGCCUUCAGAGACUGCCCAGCUGCUGGUAGUUGCUCAUUACAACAUGUUUGUUGAGAAUUUGCACCUCAAGCAUUUUGCCACAUGUCUUCAGUGUUUGCAGCGUGCAGUGAAUGUCGCGCAGAGCAAGCUGGGAUCGUCGCACAACUUGACCAUAAAGAUGCAAGGCGUGCAGGCCGAGGCACAAGCAAGGCUCGAGCGCAAGGCUUCGGCUGAAUGCUUUAGAACGACCGCAGCAGUUGUGGAGUCGUCGCCUGUGUUCUUCCACUACCAGGAUGGACAUUGCCACCCAUGGCAGAAGGUCAACAUUGCGCAAACAGAUGCCACCCGUGCGCAGGAGAUCCUAGCGGACCAAAAGCAGAUAACGCUUCGCCGGCUGAGGCCUGUGGAUCCACGUCCUCCAGAAAAGCCCCGGAUACGGAGUCGCAGGCCAAAGCCGCAGAUCUACGCCAGGUUGCCAGCCAUUGGCAACGAGGUCACUAGCCGCUGGUGGGCGUCACAUCCCAAGCUGCUGGACACCGAGGGCUAUGCCGGCUCUCCCAUACUGACGCAGCAGGCACAUGGGGCACAGCCCAUGGUGGAGCUGCUUGCGCUUCGGCAGUGUGCUGGCCGAGGGCAAGACGGAGGACAUGGUAUGGACUCUGAAGCGCUGCAGACGGACCUCGAUGCUGUGAGCGAUGCCAAAGCCUCCACACAGCCGCUGCCUUUGGGACGCCAGCAAGUGAUUCCUGUGCCGCCUGGGGCACCGCCUGAGGUGGUUGCAUCUUGGGAGUAUCAUCAUCGCAGGUUGCAGAUGCUGGAGGAUGGUGGUGGGCUCACAGCCCUGGAGCCGCAGCGAAUGCGCGCCAUCACAGUUUUGCGUGAUAGGCUAGACAAACGAAGAGAGAAGGGCCUUCCCACCCCGACGGACUACAAGAAGCAUCAAGCGGCGACCUGCAUUCAGGCAGGCAUCCGUGGCUACUUGGUGCGGCAGUGGACCUCGGAGGAGUUGGCUCGUGAGAUGCGUCGACAGCGUGCGCUCGAGGCCUCUGCCUUCGAAAGUUCUCCCACAAGUGAUGCCAAGAAGAGAGCAGCUUAUCGGGUGAUCUAUGCAGCACGCCGCGCCUUUGUCGAGUACAAUGCCGCAGUGAAGAUACAAAAAGUGGCCAGGGGUACCAUGACAAGAGCCAAGCUGAAAAGGCAAAUCAGCCGGAUCGCCCACUCUUCCGCUGCCAAAGUGCAG
Molecule: messenger RNA, 2715 nt
Organism: Symbiodinium pilosum
Lineage: Eukaryota; Dinophyceae; Suessiales; Symbiodiniaceae
Source: the annotation of a GenBank genome assembly